GGCCCAAAGCUCAGUCGGGAGUGCUCAGUCCACUCCAUUGCUCCCGCCGUCGUGUCUGUCCGCACGCCGCCUCCAGAGUCCAGAGCCAUGGCGUUCGCCGCGCGGAGAAGCCUCGCCUCCCGCUUCUCCCACCACCUCACCCGUCGCCUCCACCCCUCCGUACCCCAUCUCCUCUCCUCCCGCUCCAACGACGACGAUCGCCCAAGCCCCUCGAAACCACCGCAACUCCCGCCAUUUCGCUCCCCUCUCCCGCCCGCUUCCAGAGCGGCCCAAACCCUAAACCACCUCCUCCCCUUCUCCCUCCACCACUCUAGUCUACCCCGACGCAACUUCUCCUCCUCCGCCCCCGCGCCCGCCUCCGCCCCCGCCCCAACCGGCGAGGCUGAUGCUGCUGCGGGCGUCCUCGCCGACGCCGCGGAAGCGGCCGCUGCAACGGUGCCGGCGCCGUUCCCGGGGGAAGUGGCCGCCGCCGCCGCCGAUUCCUUCUUCCCCGUCGCAGCGCUGCAGCACCUCAUCGAUACCAUCCAUACCUUCACCGGGCUGAACUGGUGGGCUUGUAUUGCACUGACGACGGUGCUGAUUCGGAGUGCCACGAUCCCGUUGCUGGUGAACCAGCUCAAGUCCACGCAUAAGCUAAAUGCAAUAAAGCCAGAGAUGGAAGCCAUUAAGGACGAAAUGAAUAGUAUGGAUCAAAAAUCAGCAAUGGAGGGGAGAAAGAAAAUAAAAGCACUCUUCAAAAAGCAUGGUGUUAGUCCAUUUAGUCCACUAAAAGGACUCCUUAUCCAAGGGCCAAUGUUCAUGAGCUUUUACUUUGCUAUAAAUAACAUGGUUGAGAAAGUCCCUUCAUUGAAAGGAGGUGGAGCAUUCUGGUUUACCGAUCUGACAACCCCGGAUCCUCUUUACAUCCUUCCUGUGUUAACAGGAUUGACAUUCUUAGCUACAGUAGAGAUUAACUUGCAAGAAGGAAUGGAAACCAAUCCUAUGGCUGGUAAAAUGAAGAUGUUUUCUAGAGGAAUGGCUGUUAUGACAGUCCCAUUCACAAUGAAUUUUGCCAAGGGAAUUUUCUGUUACUGGAUCACGUCAAACUUAUUCACCCUUGUAUAUGGUAUUGUUAUCCGGAGACCCACGGUGAGGAAGUUGUUUAAUCUUCAUGCUUUGGUUGCUCCGUCUGCACCCGGACAGAAGUCAGCUUUCAGUUUUUUUGGUGGAUCCAAGGCAAUACCUUCAGCAGAUUCACCUUUAGCAAUCAUGUCAGCCAAGCAAUCUUUGGAGAAACCUGAUGCUGCUGCUCUUGGCUAUCGGGUCAAAAAUCUUGAUAAGAAAGUGAAAUCUCGAGGCAAAUCUCGAAAACGCAGGUAAAAUGUGGGCACGUCAGGGCUUAAAUGAGAAGUAUGCCCUUUGACCUUGUGGUCCGUUGAGAUUUGAUUUAUCCUGACUUGGUCUUGAGCAAAUUUUGCAUACGGAAGUUGUCAUUGUUUCUUCAUCACAUGUGGCUGCUGUUGCCUUUCUUGAUUGAAUAAGACAGGUUUUUUAUAACAGAAUAGCUUAUACACA
Brachypodium distachyon (stiff brome) is the source of this 1554-nucleotide messenger RNA. Its product is annotated as mitochondrial inner membrane protein OXA1-like. Bases 88 to 1359 code for a protein of 423 amino acids. The record is from RefSeq and is a predicted model, not a curated record. Gene Ontology annotation, biological process: protein insertion into mitochondrial inner membrane from matrix; mitochondrial respiratory chain complex IV assembly. Gene Ontology annotation, cellular component: mitochondrial inner membrane. NCBI's taxonomy places the organism in Eukaryota, Viridiplantae, Streptophyta, Magnoliopsida, Poales, Poaceae. The transcript is spliced from 9 exons. Gene Ontology annotation, molecular function: membrane insertase activity.